CACGUUGUUGCGGUUAUUUGGCGACUACGACUGCUUUUGCUAUACUGCACCUGAGGAAAUGAAUUUUGUGAACGAAGGGAUUAUUCUAAAGGUUGUUUUAGUGUUUACAUUUUUUACGCGUGGCUUGCUUUGGACUUACAGAGAGGAGCCAGAUGAUCCAGACAGAGAAGUCUGCUCGGAAAAUAAAAUUGUCACAACUAAAUAUCCCUGCAUAAAACCUACUGGGGAGUUGACUACAUGCUACAGAAAGAAAUGCUGUGAGGGGUUCAAGUUUGUGCUGGGACAGUGCAUUCCAGAAGAUUACGACGUGUGUGCGGGGGCCCCCUGUGAGCAGCAGUGUACGGACCACUUCGGCCGGGUCGUGUGCACUUGCUACGCUGGCUACCGCUACGACAGGGAGCGCCACAGGAACAGAGAGAAGCCCUACUGCCUCGACAUCGAUGAAUGUGCCAGUAAAAAUGAAUCUGUGUGCUCCCAAACCUGCAUUAACCUUCCUGGGAGUUACAGGUGUGAGUGUGAGAAAGGUUACUUCCUGGAGGACGAUGGCAGAACGUGUACAAAGGGGGAACGAGCAAGUCACUUUCAGAAGUCAGAUAACGUCAUGAAGACUGGAACGUGUUCAGCUACGUGUGAGGACUUUCAUCAGAUCAAGACGACAGUGCUUCAGUUGAAACAAAAGAUUGCUCUUUUGCCAAUCAGUGGUGAAAUAAACAAGCAGAUGACCAGCGAUAAAAUGAUGACAUCACACUCAUAUCUACCUGGGCCGCCUGGGCAACCUGGCCCACCAGGGCUCCCAGGGCCAAAAGGCUCCCCAGGACACCCGGGGCUGAUGGGACCCCCCGGACCUGCGGGCUCCCGGGGGCUGAUGGGACCCAUGGGGCCGACGCCGGACAUGUCCCACAUCAAACAGGGCCGCCGAGGCCCCGUGGGUCCUCCUGGAGCACCUGGAAAAGAUGGCAUGAAGGGGGAUAGAGGUGCUCCCGGACUCCCUGGGCCUCCAGGUCCACCUGGUUCCUUUGACUUUCUGCUGCUGCUGAUGGCUGACAUCCGCAACGACAUCGCCGAGCUGCAGAACAAAGUGUUCGGCCCGCGGACCCAGACAUCAGGGGAGGAGUUCCCCAUGGCUCCAGAUAACUGGAAAGAGAACCAGGACGCCACAGACAUGGGGUCAGGCGAGGACUACAGACAGAAGGGGGCAGCAAAGAGCAGCAAGAGAAGGAAAUCGACGCGGACCUUAACGGAUCCUGAUUGGACGAUCUGAGAUGCGUU
This is a messenger RNA of Megalops cyprinoides (Indo-Pacific tarpon), 1269 nucleotides long. It is a transcript of the gene ccbe1, whose product is annotated as collagen and calcium binding EGF domains 1. The record is from RefSeq and is a predicted model, not a curated record. Gene Ontology annotation, molecular function: calcium ion binding. Bases 59 to 1261 code for a protein of 400 amino acids. The transcript is spliced from 11 exons. NCBI's taxonomy places the organism in Eukaryota, Metazoa, Chordata, Actinopteri, Elopiformes, Megalopidae.